This is a messenger RNA of Sorghum bicolor (sorghum), 1302 nucleotides long. RefSeq lists its product as uncharacterized. NCBI's taxonomy places the organism in Eukaryota, Viridiplantae, Streptophyta, Magnoliopsida, Poales, Poaceae. The coding region runs from base 1 to 1302 and encodes 433 amino acids. The record is from RefSeq and is a predicted model, not a curated record. The transcript is spliced from 8 exons.
AUGUGCCCGGAUGGUCUGGAAAAGACGGAGGUCCAGCAGCUGAUGAAUGAAUUAUUCAACUUGUCUGAUGACAAUUUCAUAGGAGACAUUGACCGGUGCUCGGUGUACGUAUCGCUGGCACCUGGUAUGGAGAAUCCCGCUGGGAUGGAUCCAUCAGAGGGCGAUGCUGCUCGGUGUCCUCAAUACACCAGCAGUGAGGAGGAACAGAACCGCCCCACGCCGACCACUGAAGCUAGGGUGGCCGGGAAGAGGCCGAUGGCUGUGGAGCCAUCCCGAACGGAGGCGUUGCCGGGGGAGACCAGCCAGGCCCCGAAGCGUCGCCGGCUCGUGAGGAUCGCCGACGACGAGGAAGAAGAGGACGAAGCUGCUCCGUCUUUGGUCCGAAGGCCGCGCAGUCGGCCUGACGUCACGCCGAUCCAUGCUGGUCAGGUGACCAGUGAUCCUCCUGCCCCACACACCGAGCCGACACGACUUGGAGGGGCAGAGGCGGCAGCGGUGACUGGUAGGACCAGGAGGAGGUUCUUCACAGCGACGCACAAGAGCUGUGACCUUGCGGUAUCGGAUGUUGAUCCAGGCAACGUCGCCGGCCAGAGAACAGCCGAGCCGGCGAUUGCUGUUAAAAACGCCACCGAGCAGCCCAUCCAGGAGCAAACCGAGGAGCAGCCCGCGACUGUGACCGUGGCGGAGACCGUCGAGGAGGACCUAGCUGAGGCGAGGGCCGGGGCGAAGCUUGCCGAGACCGAUGAGGCGGCAAGGGUGGAGCGCGCUGCCAAGCGGCUCGUCGAUGAAGUUAAGGCCCUGACCACGGAGGUAGACCACCUUCGGUCGGAGGCCGAGGAGAAGGCGGCCGAGAAGGCAGCUCAGGAAGAGCGCCUGCUCGAUCUAAACCGGCGACUAGCCGACAAGGAUCGGGACAAGAAAGAUCUGGAGGAGGAGAUUGAGCGCCUCCGAGAAGAAAGGGAGCGGCUCGACCAGGAGCGUGCCGGUGCGCUAGAGGCCGGGCGCCAGGCUGGCGAGGAGCUAAAAAACAAGAGUCGGGAGUUGGCUGUGCUUAAAGUCAACACUAAGAAGCACCUCGAAGAGCUGGUCAAGGACCGGGACUCCUGGAAGACCAACUGUAUCAAGAUCUUGAAAGGAGCGGCCCCGAACUUUGCUUAUGAAGUAUACGAGCCUCUGGACUUUGUAGACGUGGCCUGGUUCGACCCGCUCAACCACGAGCACCGUGGAGACGACCCGAUCAGUCGCUGCUAUAUAGAGGAGCAGGUCCUCGUUAGGUUGAGGCACGGUGAGGAUGGGUGGUGA